AUCGGGUAGGGCCUGCAUCCAUGGCCUAGCUACUCAGACUCCGAUGGAAUGUGAAUGAAUCUACUUGAUUGUGACUGACAUCGGAACAUUUAAAGCGCACAUCUUUGGCCCUCGCACGCUUUUUGCAAAACCAAGCUCAUACACCCCGCAGCGCAAGACGUUCGUUCAUCCACGCUCCAAGGCUUUCAACUUCACACUCCUCAUACAUUCUUUCCACCAGCAUCCGGUCUGCAAUCGAACAGUUUUCUUUGGCUCACGACUUCUCUCAAGGAGACUCGAGACGCACGAUUACAAUGGGAGACGUCGCCGCAGCAGAUAUUGGUGGAGGUUGCGUGAGUUGCAGCUCGCAAACGCGGGAAAAGGCGGAGCGAAUUCGAAGAGUGCGGGUGGACAGGCUGCUCACGCGAGCGUAGCCCACCUCCUCCCGCUUCGACUCAUGGCGCACAGUGCGCAAUCAUCUGCAGCAGCAUUUACUACUGGUUCAGUCUGCGUAAGUCAUCCAACCGCUUCGCUUCAUUCCGAACGAUUGAGCAACGCAGAAGAACUUCUGGCCGAUGGAGAGAGAGAGAGAGGAAGAGCGCGCGCUCACACUCUUGCAAUCUUCUAUUCAGACGCUUGCGGAGCGAAUUGCACGGCGUGCGAUGCGUGCUGUCGCUGCAAUUGCUGCUGGGAUGCGGGAGAGUACGAUAGGGAAGAUCAAGAAGCGGGUCGGGUGCGAAGAGAUGUGGCCGGUCGCAAAGGCACAAAGGAUUCGGAACAGUUGCCAGCUUACAAGGCGCAGGAACCCAUGUCCGUUGUCAAGCCGGCCGACGAACAGAAUGCUGAAGCUGCCAGCGUGGUGAAGCAAGCGACGAGCUGCAAUAUUGCCCCAACUCAGACUGCUGAGACGGAUGUUUCUCCUGCGGCGCCGACACAACAAUCAUAGGUUCCUUUAUACACAAGCUCGACCUGAUCACCUGCUUCAGGCCAGCCUUGUACAUACGCAACGAUUCCCAAUCUUUCCCCGACCAGAGACUGCUUGCUAAUGCACUCGACGCGAUGCCAUACUCCA
Messenger RNA from Ceraceosorus bombacis, 1051 nucleotides. The record is from the annotation of a GenBank genome assembly. Lineage: Eukaryota; Fungi; Basidiomycota; Exobasidiomycetes; Ceraceosorales; Ceraceosoraceae.